GGAACCGGAUCCUCAGCAAGACUUCACACCAUGCGCUUUUCUGCCAGCACUCUCGCGUACCUCGUAUCUGCACUCGUGUCCGCGCUCGCCCCGCGGGCCGCACAGGCAGGAGUCACAGCCUUCAGCGGCGGCUCGUGCGACGGUGACGCCGGGCUGGACGUCCCCUGCGACGGCUCGUGCCACCAGUUCGACGAGCGACACUCCUUCCGCGUUGACGGUGGCACGGGCACACACUGCGUGACGGUGUUCGUGGACCCGGGUUGCCCUAGAGACGCUAUGGGCUUCGAGCAGAGCUUUUUCAAGAGCCAGACAGGCCAAUGCACGAACGUGAACACCGGAACAAAUGCCCGGUCGUUCCUCUGCGCGCCGGACAGCACUUGUUUGCUGGGAGCCGCCUGAGCCGAGUCCCGCUGCUCGACGAUGUUCAAAUCUACAAGCAAGGACGUCUGCGAGACAAGCGAGCAUAAUGUGCAAGAUGGCGGAGAGUGUAGUAGCGGGAUUAGUGCAGAAGACUUGACUAAUACGAUCACACUUCCUUGGAGUCAAGUCUGCCCAUUGACCAAAUUGAGGCCGUUCUGACAUCUCCG
This is a messenger RNA of Trametes versicolor FP-101664 SS1, 587 nucleotides long. RefSeq lists its product as uncharacterized. NCBI's taxonomy places the organism in Eukaryota, Fungi, Basidiomycota, Agaricomycetes, Polyporales, Polyporaceae. The transcript is spliced from 3 exons. The record is from RefSeq and is a predicted model, not a curated record. Bases 31 to 399 code for a protein of 122 amino acids.